Molecule: messenger RNA, 2820 nt
Organism: Trichomycterus rosablanca
Lineage: Eukaryota; Metazoa; Chordata; Actinopteri; Siluriformes; Trichomycteridae
Exons: 8
Coding region: 19-1407 (462 amino acids)
Cellular component (GO): Golgi membrane
Molecular function (GO): fatty-acyl-CoA binding
Source: RefSeq, a predicted model, not a curated record
GACACGGUCAGCAGCGACAUGGCAGCACUCGAACCUCGAGUUCUAGACACUGAGGUGUUCGAAAAAGCUUCCGAAAACGGAGAUGACAUGACAAAACAACAAGAAACUGAAGAAACACGGCAGGAAAGUGAGGAGCAGACGAAGUGGAAUAUCGAAAGCAACUGGGGCUUUUCCUUAGAGGAGCUAUACGCGCUCGGGCUUAAGUUCUUUAAAGAGAUGAACGGAAAAGCCUUCAAUCCGACAUACGAAGACAAUCUGCACUUCGUCGCACUUCAGAAGCAAGUCUCACUUGGACCUUAUAACGCAAAGGCUUGUCCUGAGGUUGGCUUCUUCGAUGUUCUGGGGAAUGACAGAAGGAAAAAAUGGGCACAGCUAGGCAGCAUGGCCAAAGAGGAUGCUAUGGAGGAUUUCGUGAAGCUCCUGAACUCCUGCUGUAGUCGGUUUUCGCCAUACGUGACAUCUCACAAAAUCAAGAAGGAGGAGCAAGAGAGGCAGCUAAGAGAGGAGGAGCGCCUCAGGGUGGAAAAAGAACAGCAGGAGAGGCGAGAGGAAGAGCAACGUCAAGAGGAGGAAAGGAGGAAGAUAGAGGAGAAAAGGAGACAGGAGGCUGACAGCUUGCUGAUAGAGCAACAAAAACAGCAGGUCAUGGCUGCUCUGAAUGCCCGGACAGCCAUGUACUUUCAGCAAUAUGCAGCGCAACAGUUUCCUGACAACCCAGACCAGCAAAAGCUCCUCAUCCUCCAGCUCCAGGAACAGCACUACCAACAGUAUAUACAACAAGCCUACCAACAGUACACAGCUGAAGCCCCGUCUCCUGUCUUAAACGACAAAGUACCAGAAGGAAAUCUCAUCAGCCAAUCAGAAUCCUUAACGAGUGAAGAAAAAGAGACAAACCAGAAAUCAGGUCGUUUAUUCAUAGAAACCAAAAGCGGAGAGUUGCCCAUCCUGGCACCCUCCAUGUGGACAAGGCCUCAGAUAAAGGAAUUCAAGGAGAAGAUGAAACAGGAUGCAGAGUCUGUGCUCUCUGUCGGGAGAGGGGAGGUGCUGACCGUGCGCAUUCCUACUAACAAGGACGGCUCCUUUUUCUUCUGGGAAUUCGCCACCGAUCACUAUGACAUCGCCUUCGGGUUGUACUUCGAGUGGUCGAACGCAGAGAACAUAUCAAAAUUGGCCGACACGGAGGAAUCUGCGUCUGAAAACGGAGAGUCGGGCCACAACAAAGAGGAAAGUGGAAAGUCCAAGAAUGUUAGCGAGGUAGUACAACUCUGUCGGCACGACAGCCACGAGGACGUCUACGCAGGCAGUCACCAAUACCCGGGCCAAGGAGCGUACCUGCUGAAAUUCGACAAUUCCUAUUCGCUUUGGAGGCCCAAGAUUGUGUAUUACAGAGUCUAUUACACAAGAUAGACUUAUCAGAGACACACCUAAUUACACAAGGCUUGAGCAAUAAACUUUUGCACACCGUGUCUACUGGUCUGCCUCGGCUUGCUCCGAGCUGUUGCAAUACGUUAUAGAGUCGAGACACUGUUUACUCAAGGAUCCAUCUCUACAUAUUCAUUACAUUCAUUCAGCUUUGAAUGUAAAGAGUAUACAUUUCAUCUAAGCCUGCUUAAUUAUAGUUUUUGCCAAAUAUAAAUAACAAGGAUUUAUUUUAUUUUAGCUUGAUAAUGAAUCAGUAGGAGCAGGUUGAUGGUGUAAGAUGGUCAUAUUUGCUUUAAUACAUAAAUAAUUUUUAUUAAAAUUAAAAGGACAAUAUGUAAAAAUGGCAAGCACAUUUUCUGCUUGUUUAUGAGAACAGGUCGUUUAGAGGGUAGCCCUGUCGCCUUACAGCAAGAAGGUCCUGGAUUCGAUUCCCAGGUGGAGCAGUCCGGGUUCUUUCUGUAUGAAGUUUGAAUGUUUGCCAUAUGUUUAGCCUGGUUUUCCUCUGGGUGCUCCGGUUUCCUCCCACAGUCCAAAGACAUGCAGCCAGGUUAACUGGAGCUACUAAAAUUGAGGCGUGUGUGUGUAUGUUUGCCCUGUGAUGGACUGGCAAACCGUCCAGGGUGUUUCCAGCCUUUCACCCAGUGAAUUGUACCCACCGUGACCCUGAAUAGGAUAAAGCAGUGGUGAAAUAUACAAUGAAUGAAUGUAUGUUUAAUGGGAUUUAAUUUAAUUUUGUAAUAUUGAAUAUAAACUGAAGUUUGACGUUUUUUUUUUACAAUGCCUUUAUUUGCAUAUACUAUACUAUUAAUAUAUAUAUCAAUAAUAAUUUAUUGAUAUUUAUUCAUCUUGGUGAAGGUAUACAUUAAUUUUUAUAACUGAAUAAUCAAUUUUAGCACUCAAAUGUUAGAUUAUGCAACUACAUAUUAUUAAAAGUGAAGUUUGUCAAGUUUGUGAACAUGGUUUCUAUUGAGUAUUCUUUAUAAGUGUAACGGGCUGGAACGCUGCCUCGCUACAGAAAGCGUGUGGUGAAUGGAAAUGAACCCAUUUGCACAUAUUUAAUCAAAGUAAAACAAUACUGUGAUUAAAAAGCCACUAACUAAAAAAGACAAUUGCAAAUAAAAAGGUGGCCAAAUUAAUAGAAACAAAUGGUCUGUCCGAAAACCUAGUGAGCUCUAUUCAUAGACGCAUUUUAUGUCAUCAUAUGCUCUCGAGAAAAAGGCUGUUCGAAUUCUCAGAUACUUAAAAUGCUGCCUACUAAGGUGCCUUAUUUAGAAGCACCUUAAUAAUCUGACUGAAUAAUGAGGGAGCAUCCAAUGCUGAAGGCAAUCCCAGCAUUCAGUGCGGCACAACUUAUCUCACAAGAAAUUACAAAUAUGGUGGACGAAUAUGGAGCAAUCA